Messenger RNA from Anopheles darlingi, 2052 nucleotides. RefSeq lists its product as uncharacterized. Lineage: Eukaryota; Metazoa; Arthropoda; Insecta; Diptera; Culicidae. Bases 1 to 2052 code for a protein of 683 amino acids. The record is from RefSeq and is a predicted model, not a curated record. The transcript is spliced from 3 exons.
AUGGUGACGGAACCGCACAAGUCGAUGAUAACGACACGACCGUCAACCGGAUACUCGCUGAUGGAGAUCCGAGCACACACCGUCGGCAGUCAGUUGUCGGUGGUGCUGGUCGAGGUGCUCGAACGCUACUUCGUACGCAAUCACUCGGUAACGAUGAUCGAGCGGUUGGCGGUGGAGGGCCGCUUGACGUACGAGCUGCAGUCGGACAUCGUAGACCAAGUAAUGCAAGGCACGGCGGACAGCAUUGCUUACAUCUUCCGCUCACCGGCUGCCCUCAACCGAGUACGCCGUCCUGCUCGCUUCAACCUUUUCUUUCUCGACGGGUUUGCGGCAUUCGAGCGCGUGUUCGCGGCGCUCGAUCCCGCCCAGCACGAUUACUUCGGCUACUACCUCCUAGUGUUAACUCAGCUUGACGAUCAUUUGCUACCGGCUACUCUGCAACGGCUCUUUGCCCGGCUGUGGCGGCUGAACAUCGUUAACGUUAACGUGAUCGCGAUGGUUCGCGAUGGUGAUCGCAGCCGGUUGCAGCAGGUCCUGCUGUACACCUACUACCCAUACCGGGCGGAUGGUUGUGAGCGCAUCACACCGCAGCUGCUGCACCGCUACGAGCAGACUGACGUAGAUGGUUCCGGAUCGUCGUCGCCCGCGCUUGAGCUGUUCCCGGACAAGCUGGCCAACCUGUACGGUUGUCCGCUCACGGUCGCUACAUUCCAGCUGCCGCCGUUCGUGAUGCUGCAGGGCAAUACGUCGGAUGCAACGGCAACACCAACACUGAUCGGGCUCGAGGGUGAUCUGGUGCGCGCCCUCGGAAGGAAGCUCAACUUCAGUCUACGCGUGUUGACUCCCCAUGAUGGGUACCUGUGGGGUCGAAUAGGCCGGAAGAACGAUCCGGACACCGCCACCGGCUGUAUCUGGCUUGUGCGCACCGAGCGCGCCAAUCUGACGUUCGGUCGAUUCGCGAUCAGGGGCGAUCGAAAUGCGGUGAUGCGGCACGGUCUGAGUUACUAUGCGAUCCGCAUGAUGGUGGCGGUUUCACCCGGCCGGGCCUAUACACCCUUUGAGAAGCUGUUCCUACCGUUCGCGCCCCGCACCUGGGUCGCCGCCCUGUUCAUGCUAGCCGGUGCGACCGUCUUUAUCGCCGGGCUCGAGUGGUGUCGGGUGUCACGAGCAUGGCUCGCCUUUCUCUAUGGGCGCCGUGUCCGGGCACCGCUUCUCAAUCUGCUCAAUGUGUACUUCGGGGGACCGGUGCCGCGUGACCCAGGCCAGACUUUCGCUCGCACCAUCCUGAUGCACUGGAUUCUGUACAGCUUUGUGAUGCGCUCGGUCUACCAAGGUCUACUGUACGACUAUCUGCAGGCACGGCGCAACUACAGCCAUCCGCGUACGCUCGCCGCCCUGCUCAAUCGGGACUUUCGCUUCCUAUCGAUGAACGGUACCGCCAGCUACCUGCAACCGCUGCGCGGUAUACUGGAAAGGACGCACUGGCUGCCGGAUGAUGAUGUGUACGUGCAGCGUGCGCUGGAUGUGCUGGCUGGAUAUCGCGACCGGACUGCGCUCAUCGUCGAUAGUGAUCGCGUAGCGUACUACAACCGAAACCAUUAUCGCACCGGGCACGUCCAUCUGGUCGGAACCGUGUUGGUGCGGCUACCGAUCGGGCUGUACUAUCCGCGCAAGUCCUGUCUGACCGACACAUUCGAUCGGUUGAUCGACCAGAUGGUAAUGUCGGGCUAUUUCACGCACCAUUUGCGCCGUUACGUAAGCUAUAGCUCCCUGUACCGACAAAUCCAAGCCGCCAGCCAUCCUUUACUGGCGCCGCUUACCAACGAUCAGCUGUUCGGGUGCUACGAAUUGCUCGGUGGGUUCCUGCUGCUCGCGAGCGCCGUUCUGCUGGCCGAGAUGGCUGCACCGACUGUCCGACCGAUAUUCAUAUUUCUUUCGGCAUCUUCCAGUUUGCUAGGAGACUAUCCCUACGUUUUUGCGUACUAUCCCUUACAUAAUCCGAUUAAAGAUGAAUUAGUCUCCAGUCAGAUACACCAACAGAACGAAUUGUAG